Messenger RNA from Bursaphelenchus okinawaensis, 3047 nucleotides. Lineage: Eukaryota; Metazoa; Nematoda; Chromadorea; Rhabditida; Aphelenchoididae. The record is from the annotation of a GenBank genome assembly.
AUGAUUGGUAUAAAGUUGCUAAUAGCACUUUUGGCUAUAGCAUUUGCUGAUCAGAGAUCUGACGACGAAAUCAAAGAGCUACCUGGAGUUGAUUUUGAAAUUAACUUCAAACACUUUAGUGGAUUUUUGCAAGCUUCGGAAACGCACUUUUUACAUUAUUGGUACGGUUUUAUGCCUAAAUUGCAUAUUUGAAAACAUUUCUUAGAGAAGUUACAUGUUUACUUCUCAAAUUAGCUGAAAUAAAAUGGAGCUUAAAGAUUAUUUUUUUAAAAAUUAGCCCGUUUUUUAAAUAACAAUAAAAAGGUGUUUUAAAAUAUUUUUAAGUUCUUAAACAUUUUUUAGUUACAAAAAGAAGUAAAGUUAACUGUAUUUAGGUUUGUUGAAUCCCAAGGCAACUCGGCUAAAGACCCAUUAAUUUUUUGGUUUAAUGGUGGUCCAGGAUGUUCAUCUUUAGAUGGUCUGUUAAAUGAAAUGGGUCCAUACGAAGCUCAUGAAGAUGGCGCCAACUUGAGACACAAUCCUUACUCAUGGAAUAAAGUAAAAAUUAAAAUUUUAUAUUUGUUUUGCUUUUCUCGUUUAACUUCUGCUGUUGCGCUUUCGAUGUUUAUUAUUUUUAAAUUUAUGAAUUGUGUUUAAAUUUUCAAAGUCUUAUCAAAUUUGAUAAAAAUUGUACAUUACAGUUUGCUUCUGUAGUCUACAUUGAAGCUCCAGCUGGAGUUGGAUUUUCAUAUUCAACAGACGGUAACACAACCACAAAUGAUGACCAAACCUCAUUGGAGAACUACAAUGCCAUCAAAAAGUUCUUCGAAAUUCACGCUGAUUUUAGACAUCAUCAAACCUUUAUUAUGGGCGAGAGCUACGGUGGUGUUUACGUUCCAACGCUUACUGCUCGUAUUGUCGAGGGCCAAAACGAUUUUCCAAUUAACUUGAAGGUUAGUUUUUGCGUCAAUUUUAUAUGUUUUUAUUAAAUCAAUUGUUGAAAUAGAUAAAAAGUAUUUAAUUUACAUACUUUUAUUACUGCCUAUUUUACCAAACGUAUUCAAGGGCAUGGCAAUUGGUAACGGUUACGUUAACGAGAAGUUGAACGUGGACACAUCAAUUCGUUUUGCUUAUGGACAUGGUAUUAUUGACGAAAAAACAUGGAACACACUUGAGCUGCAAUGUUGUCGCGGCUGUAUUGACGGCUGUGAUUUGACUAAAAUGGAUGGUCACUGUGCAACUCAAGUUGAAGAAAUUUUCGAAUUUUUGUGGUUUGGAGGACUGAAUCCAUAUGAUUUGUAUAGAAAAUGUGAUCCAAAUCCAGGAAUUAACAGUUUGAAGAUGGAUUCCUUAAGAUUAGGCAUGGCUCCAGAAUUUAUUCACAAAAGAAGAAAGUCUAACAUGUUAAAACUGAGAAAAAACAUGGAUAAGGUAACGUUUUUUUAAUACUUACGGAAAGUACCCAACCUGCAACUCUCAGAAUUAGCUCAUUCUUUGUAGUACUAGUAGCACAUUUAAAAAACCUUAACUUGCGGUUUGAAGUUUUAGAAUUAAUAUAUUUAAACUUUCCGUUGAUUUAGCAAAUUUGGCAUUGUGUUGCAAACACUUUUUUGAUAUUCCGGAUAAGAUAAGCUUACAAAUUUAAAAUUGCAGGUUCAUUUAAAGCUUUUCUACCAUUAUAUUUUAAAAAACAGUUAAAAGUCAAAAAAUGAGAAAGUUAUAAGCUUGAAACACUAUGCCAAUUUGGCGGGAAAUUCAAAACGCAAUUUUUUAUCAAGUCGGACCGGAAACGGCAACUUAGAAUUUUGCAUAAGAUCUACAUGAUCUUUCAAUACAAAAAAUUUGAACGAAAUCUGAGCGUUGCAGGUCGGGUACCUUGCUUGUUAAUUUAAAAAGCAUGGAUUUGUUGCUUACAAGGAAAGUGCCCGAUCUGCCCCGCUCUGAUUCAAACUUUUUAUAAAGAAAGAUUAUGUAAAUAUAAGAUGUUCAGCAAAGCACUAAAUCGCGCUUUCCAGGAAAUCUCGAGAAAAUCGAGAUUAAAAAAUGACAUUUUGAAUUUUCCGCCAACUUGGCAUUGUGUUUCUAGCUUGUAACUUUGUCAUUUUUUGACUUUUAAUAGUUUUUCUUUGAUAUACUGGUAGAAAACCUUUAAAUGAACCUACAUUUUUAAAUUUGUAAGCGUAUCUUGUCUGGAAAGCCAAAAAACGUGCUUGAAACAGAAUGCCAAAUUUGUGAAAUUGGCGGGAAACCCAAAUAAUUUAAAUUUAAAGCUCAAAAGCGCGAGCUAAAAUUUUUUAUGGGUACUAUUGGUUGUACAAAGAAUUCAUAUAAAAAAUUUGAGCUGAUUCUGAGCGGGGCAGGUAGGGUACUUUCCUUAUUAACAUAAUUUUAUCGAUCAGUUUCUUAAAAAACGGAAAAUUUAUAAAAUAAUUUUAAUUGUAAAUUCCUUUAUAGAUAUACUUUUCCAGAGUCUGCCACCUCAUCGUUUUGGUGCUUCUGUGCCUUGUUUGAAUGAUACUGAUGUAACAACUUACAUGAAUAGUCCUGAAGUUAGAAAAGCGCUUCAUAUUCCUGAUCACCUUCCACAUUGGGAUAUUUGCAGGUAUACCUUCGUAGUGUGCAUAAAUAAAAAAAAUACGUAAAAACGACUUCUUGCGAGUUAUACCGUAAAACACUUAUUUUUUACUAUCAGCUUGUAAGUAUAAAAAUUUUUUAUCUAAUAAUUUAGUGACGACAUUACAACAAAGUAUCAAAAACAGUAUGGCGAUGUUGCUCCGUUUAUGAAGACCAUCUUAGACGCGCAUGUCCGUAUUCUACUGUAUUACGGCGAUACUGAUAUGGCUUGCAAUUUUAUGAUGGGUCAACAAUUUAGUGCUCAAUUGGGUCUGAAGCGUUCCGUGGGAAAACAGCCAUGGAAGUUUGACAAUCAAAUUGCUGGCUUUAAGACUUUAUACCAAAACCAGCUUACUUUUCUGACUGUACGUGGAGCUGGACACAUGGCCCCACAAUGGAGAGCGCCGGAAAUGGAUUACGCUAUUAAACAAUUUAUCUUAAAUCAUCCCAUUUAA